CAGGCUGACAACCGAAGUCGCUGCAAAGGAAACCUCAAGGGUGUCACCAUGUCAGAGCGGAUGAAACGCGGGACUUACGACCAUGAAUACCACCACAAACAGAGCCGCUAUGUGGUUAAAGAAUACAGCAGCUCUGAGUCGAAGGAGGAAAGAUAUGAGCACAAAACACGAGUUCACAUCCAAGAGAUGAUUGCGGCGAAGAUGUUGGACAAAUAUGUGCGUGAGCAGCCCAUGAUCAGGGGACCACAUUUCGUGGCCAGACUCAGAUCCCACACUGUGUUUGAAAACAGCUCAGUCAAGAUCUUCUGCACUGUCGAGGGCUUCCCCUCACCUGUGGUGAAAUGGUAUAGAGAUGAUGUCAUCCUGAAUCUGUCCUCUGGAAAGUACCUGGUUGAAGCCAAAGGUGGAGUCCAUUCUCUGGAGAUCCCAAGAUGCUCUACUGAUGACACGGCCCAGUACACGGCUGUGGCAGUUAACCUCCAUGGACAGGCCUCCAGUCAGGCCUCCAUCAUUGUCAAGAGGUUCAAGCUGGAGGAUGAGUCUUGCCCCUAUGCAUGGCUGCCUUACGAGGCUGCAAUGCUUCCCAAGAUCCACUACACUAAAAUCAACAUCACUUUCCUGGAGAAGUUUGGCCCAGUGUUUUCUACUGAGGGAGGAUCUGCCUCUCUGACUGCUACCAUGACUCUGAGCCCCAACCUGGCUAACCUGCAGCCUGAAGCUCAGUGGUACAGAGAUGACACGCGUCUUUCUGACUCCAAAUGGGUGAAGAUUGAAACUGGCAGAGGAGUCACCACCUUGACUCUUCCUAACCUGUACAAAGACGAUGAAGGCCUCUACACACUGCGCAUGGUCACUAAAGGAGGCUCCGCAGAGCACAGUGCAUUUGUCUCUGUCUCAGAUGGUCCUCCCCCAGUCCCCCUUGCACCUGGUGCUCCGAUGGACAUCAAGAUCCACGAUGCCAACAGAGACUACGUGAUUGUGUCAUGGAAGCCCCCAAAUACCACCACAGAGGGACCAAUCCUGGGAUACUUUGUGGACAAAUGUGAGGUUGGAACUGAAAACUGGGCCCAAUGCAACGACCACCCCAUUAAGAUCUGCAAAUACCCCGUGUCUGGGCUGUUUGAAGGACACUCCUACUACUUUAGAGUCAGAGCAGUCAACUCGAAAGGAAUCAGCAAACCCUCCCGCAUGUCUGAUCCCAUCGCUGCACUGGACCCAACUGAGUUUGAGAGGCUCCAUGCCAAAAAACUGGGAGGAAAACUGAAUGUUGUGUCUUACCAUGAUGAAGUGGAAGCUGAUGGAAAGCCUCCAGGUUCUCCAUCAGGGAUGAAUGCCUCAGAAAUAGACAGGACAUAUGUGGUUCUGAGCUGGAAAGCCCCUGCAUACGCCAGCAGCGCUCCUAUGUGGUACUACAUGGAGAAGAGCAUGGCAGGCAGUGGUGCGUGGCAGCGCGUUAACACUCAGGUCCCAAUCCGAUCUCCCCGUUACGCUGUCUUUGACCUGGCAGAGGGCAAAGAGUAUCAGUUCAGAGUUUUGUCUGCUAAUAUCUACGGAGCCAGUGAGCCAUCCGAGCCGACUGGAGUUAUCCACACUCCAGAACUUAAAGGUGUGCCAUCUGCUCCCGGUCAGGUGAUUUCAACCAGGGAAACAGACACCUCUGUCCUCAUCCAGUGGGCUCCUCCAAAAGAACCGAACAACCUAAUUGGCUAUUACAUUGAUCAGUGUGUGAAGGGGUCCAAGGACUGGACCUCAGCCAAUCACAAACCGCGCAAGAGCACCAAGUUUGUGGUUAGCGGUCUGACCAAAGGAGAAACCUAUGUGUUCCGUGUUCAGGCUAUCAAUGAGCUGGGUCUGAGUGAUGAAUCCCAGGAGUCCUCACCUCUGACUGUUAAAGCUGCCCUGACCACCCCCUCUGCUCCUUACGACGUCGGACUGCUAAACUGUGACGGACAUUCGAUGGUUCUGAACUGGAAGAAGCCUCUUCUCUCUGGAGGAACAAACAUCAAGGAAUAUUAUGUGGACAAGAGACGCAGUGGAACAUCCAUGUGGAGGGAAAUUAACAUCCCACCAGUCACAGAAAGAGUCUACAAGGUGGAGGGCUUGACAGAGGGAGCUAUCUAUCAGUUCCACGUGUAUGCAGCCAACCUGGCUGGCCUUGGACCAGCCUCCACACACUCAGCUGACUUCACCUGUGAGGUCUGGAAUAUGCCUGAGCCUGGCCCUGCAUAUGACCUGACCUUCUGUGAAGUGAGAGAUGAUUCACUGGUGGUCGAGUGGCAGAAACCUGUCUACACAGGUUCUGGACCAAUCACAGGCUAUCAUGUAGAGUACGCCAAGAAGGGCUCUUCUGAUUGGACCACAGCCGAUGAGAAAGCUGUCAGUCAUCGCUUCCUCAAGGUAACAGGUCUUGAGGUGGGCACCAGCUACGUGUUCAGAGUGCGUGGCGUCAACGCUGCAGGAGUGGGCAUGGCCUCAAUGCCCUCUGACCCAGUGACUGCCAAGGCUCUGGAAGGUUCCCAGGAGGUGUCCUGUGUUGUGGAUGAAAAGUCUGGGGACAUCGUUCUGUCAUUUGAAUCCUGCCAAAUGAGCGAGGGCUCUCAGUUCAUCUGGAAGAAAGAUUACAAAGAAAUCACAGACUUCUCCAAAGGAGUAGAAAUAAAGACAGAAGGCAGCCAUUCUAAACUGAUCUUUAAGAACGCAGUUAAAGAGGACUUUGGGACAUACUGUGUUUCUGUCACCAAGACAACAGGAGUGUCAUCCAGCUAUACCAUCUCUGCUGAAGAGUUGGCCAAGAUGCUAGCACUGAGCUAUGAUAUCAGACACCCAAUCAUACCGCUGAAAUCAGAGCUGGCCUAUAAGAUUUUGGAAAGAGGCAGAAUGAGGUUCUGGCUGCAGGCUGAAGAGAUUUCUUCCAAAGUCACCUACAAAUUCUUUGCCAACAACAAGGAACUGUCUGGAGCUGAUCCAAACAAGAUGGGUCAUGAUGUCGCUACAGGUAUCAUUGAGUUCAUCAUGGACCAUUUCACUGAGGAGAAUGAGGGAACAUUUACCUGCCAGAUCACAGACGGAGGAGGCAAAGGACAGAGCUCACUGGUUCUGAUCGGAGACGCUUUCAAGGCAGCGCUGGCUGAAGCUGAAUACCAGAGGAGAGAGUACAUCAGAGUCAAGGAGGGUCCCCACUUCAGUGAGUUCCUGUCACUUCAGGUCGGAGAUGACUGCUCUGUCACUUUGGUCUGCAAGGUUGCUAACCUGAAGAAGGAAUCAGCUUUCCAUUGGUUCAAAGAAGACACAGAGAUCGUCCCUGAUGUGAAGCCUGACCUGGGAUCAGGAGUCUGUAAACUGCCAAUCAAACUGUUUUCACUGAAGACAGCAGGAAUAUACAAGGCCACCAUCAGUGAUGACAGAGGAAAAGAUAUGAGCCAAAUUGACAUCUCUGGAAAAGUCUUUGAGGAUGCCAUCAACAAGAUCAGCCAGCUGGCUGGAGCCAGUGCAGCCGAGCUGGUGAUUAACUGCACGGCAACAGGCAUUCAGCUGCAGUGUCACAUGAAGUACUACACCUCAGAGAUGAACAUCGUCUGGUAUCGUGGUGAGACUAAACUCGCCCACGGUGACAAGACUGUGAUUGGAGGAAUUCCUUCUAUGGCAACAAUGGAGGUAAUUGAACCAACAGAGAAGGAUAAAGGAACGUACUCCAUCGUGAUCAUCGACCCUGAAAACUCACAUAAACGCACACUGGACCUGAGCGGUGAUGUAUAUGAGAAGGCCUACACCGAGUUCCAGAAGCUCAAAGCCGAGGCCUAUGCUGAGAAAAACCGUGGCCAGGUGAUUGGAGGACUGCCUGAUGUGGUCACUAUCAUGGAGAAGAAGACCCUGAGUUUAACAUGUACAGUGUGUGGAGACCCCAAGCCUCAGGUCUCAUGGCUGAAGAACGGAUCAGAUGUGGAACCUGACGAUCAGUACGUGGUCUCCCUGGACCAGGGCAAGUUUGCCAGUUUGACGAUCAAAGGUGUUUCCAUGGAGGAUUCCGGCAGAUAUACCAUGAUUGUCCAGAACAAAUACGGAGGAGAGUCUGUGGAUAUAGUGGUCAGCAUUUACCGCCACGGAGAGAAACUUCCUGAGGCCAAACCCACACUGACCCCGAAAACAAUCAUCCCACCCAAACUCCCCAUUGAGAUGCCUCAGCCCAAGACCCAGCCUGCUCCUGCCCCCUCCUCUCCUAGCUCCGCCCCUCCAAAGGCUACAGCAGGAAGAGGAAUGAAGAGCCCCACUCCCACGAGGAGGAAGUAGAAAGCAUGACAAUCAACAGUGAGAAAGAAAACCUGUUCAAACACACAGUCCACACAGUCAGUUAUUGGUGUUUGUUAUAUUGAAAAUGAAUUGAGUUUUAAGAUUUCAGUGUACGGAGACAAAACAAAAAAAAGUAUUAAAAUAAAGUUCAAAGCUAGUUCAUGUCAGAAAAUAACGUAUUUAGACAUGAGUUUAAUUAAGUGAAAUUAACUGAAUUCAAACUGAAUAAAAAAUUUGAUGAAAAAUAAAAUAAAUGUUUUUCAUUUCAAUCCUGGAUUCUAAGUUAAACUGAACAAUUGAAUGUGUCAUAUGGGCCGCGGUGUGUACACAUUCAGAGAAAUGUUAUUUGUGUCUGGCUUGAAUAAAGACUGAUUUAAACAGA
Messenger RNA from Labrus bergylta (ballan wrasse), 4669 nucleotides. It is a transcript of the gene myom2b, whose product is annotated as myomesin 2b. The record is from RefSeq and is a predicted model, not a curated record. NCBI's taxonomy places the organism in Eukaryota, Metazoa, Chordata, Actinopteri, Labriformes, Labridae. Gene Ontology annotation, molecular function: protein binding.